Messenger RNA from Coccidioides immitis RS, 1613 nucleotides. Its product is annotated as vacuolar protein sorting-associated protein VTA1. Lineage: Eukaryota; Fungi; Ascomycota; Eurotiomycetes; Onygenales; Onygenaceae. The coding region runs from base 69 to 1346 and encodes 425 amino acids. The transcript is spliced from 4 exons. The record is from RefSeq and is a predicted model, not a curated record. Gene Ontology annotation, biological process: late endosome to vacuole transport via multivesicular body sorting pathway. Gene Ontology annotation, cellular component: multivesicular body.
AUCGGCACAAUCCACACUUCUCAGUCUCGAGAACCCUGCUGCAGCGUGCAGCCUCACAUACUGCCACAAUGUCAACUAAUAUCCCAAACGGGUUGAAGCCCGCAGAUAUCAACCGCUUUGCCACUCGAGCUCGUCAGGUCGAGAAGGCAAAGCCCGUGAUAUGGUAUUGGUGCAAUUACUGGAUUGUCAACCAGAUAUUGUCCAAGAACCUCCAUCACUCCGAUGCAGAAUGUUUAAAUUUUACCACCGGACUUAUGGACAAAUUAGAGCAGUUCAAAGCUCAGCAUUCAGAUAAUGAAGCUGUAACGGAUGAUACGGCCGGUCAGGCAUAUGUGGAACAAUUUGGAUUAGAGACCUUUCACAGAGCCGAUAACGCUGUGCAAGCAAACAGGGCGUCACUGCAAACGGCAGAUACAUUCCAGGCAGCUGCAACUUUCUUGGAGCUCUGCCAGAUAUGGGGCCAAGUUGACCCUGAGAUUGCUGCUAAGAUAAAGUUCGCUAAAUUCCACGCUUUACGCAUUGCGAAGGCUGUCAAAGCUGGAGAGGAUCCGAACCUCUCCAAUCCAUCACCAGAAAAGAUGGAGAACGAAGGUGGCCUUCCAAUGGAGUCGAAUAGCCCCAGCGUCGAGAAACCACAGGAUGCUGAGAUGCCUGCGCUCAGAAGAAUGCGGCAGCCGUCUGUGGAGGAAGUGCCCGAUGAAUCUGAUAGCGUUCAGCGCCGCUUAGCAGCACAAUCAUCGGCGGACGAAUCCAUCCAUCCAUCCAGAUCAUCGUCUAGACCCCCUGCUCACACUGAGAACCUACCUCAACCACCCAGCGGACCUCCUAGUAACAUACCGAGUCCUACAAUCCCCGGCAUGAUGAAUCUUGACGGGGACCUACGUCAAAGGCCCUCCCAUCUCUCCCAAGCUACAGUUCCUGACCUCCCAGCUGCACCAUCAGACUUCCCACAGGGUUCACCCAUCUCCGGCGUCGGGACGCCGACAAACCUAGGCGCACCGCCAGAGGCAUUUCCCUCGCUGAACACCUUCCAAUCGUUUCCUCCUCCAGCAGUAGCCUCCCACGAAGCCCCGCCAUCCCCGCGAGCCUCGUCGCCUAAGGAGUUCGAGAGGAUUGCUCAUGCGCGAAAGCCAUCGAUAACUCCAUCUACAGUUCCUCCACCACCAAAGCCAGUGCCGCCCAUGCCGGCGUAUGCCUCGACCGCUGGUAACUCGGUCGUUGAUGAGGAUUCGAUGGCGCAGGCACAAAAGCAUGCUAGAUGGGCGGUGUCCGCAUUGAAUUUUGACGACGUGAAUACGGCGGUCAAGGAGCUAAGGAAUGCCUUAAGGCUGCUUGGCGCAAGAUGAGCGACUAACUAUGGCGUGGCUUUUGGAGAUGUUGCUAUAUAAUAUCACGACGAGAAACCUAGCUAUUCACCACUCCGCACCAAACUUGCAGAACUUUUAUUCGUCAAGAGUCAUUUUGCUCAAGAUUUUCAGCAGGAUGCGCAAUUCAUUUUUUUUUGCCCAGCGUUGAAAGUGUUUGUAGCGCAGAGCUACUUCGUAAUGUCACAUUAUUUUUGUCUAAAAAAAUAAAAAUAAGAAUAAGAAAAUAAAAACAGUAGUGGAAGAGUG